Molecule: messenger RNA, 1655 nt
Organism: Solenopsis invicta (red fire ant)
Lineage: Eukaryota; Metazoa; Arthropoda; Insecta; Hymenoptera; Formicidae
Gene: Snm1
Product: protein artemis
Exons: 2
Coding region: 274-1341 (355 amino acids)
Biological process (GO): double-strand break repair via nonhomologous end joining; interstrand cross-link repair; protection from non-homologous end joining at telomere
Molecular function (GO): damaged DNA binding; 5'-3' DNA exonuclease activity
Source: RefSeq, a predicted model, not a curated record
UUUUUAACAGAAUAUUCGAUAUGGAACCGAUUCUCCCUCGAUUCCCGCUUACUAACGUAUUAACUGGCUAAUUGCGAAAAAUACGAGUUCACAAAUGCGCGUGAACUCGUCGAUCGAUACUCCACAUGGGUAGAUCAGGGCGAGCUAUAACAUACGAAUGUACCUCGCCAAAGUUUCGAGAAAAAAUCAGUUUGUCCUAACAAUCAGUCUUAAAUCUAAUGAUAUUAUCAAUCUUUUGGUUUUUUCGAUUAAAAGAGCAUUUUAUGCCUCAGAAUGUCCACGUUCCUUGGGUUUAUCAAGGAGAUACCUGGCAUCUCAGUGGAUCGUUUUGAUGGAAAAAACAAAUACUCCUCUGCGUAUUUUCUUAGCCAUUGUCAUACUGAUCAUAUGCAAGGCCUGAGCCAAACAUUUUUUGAAGAUUUAAAGCAGUAUAACAAGUUCCUUUAUUGCAGUCGUAUUAGUAAAGUUUUCUUAGAUGCUAGAUAUUAUGGAAUAGAAACCUGUGUAAAAGACAUUGAUAUCGAUGAGAGAGUCCUUAUUGAAUACAAAAACAAUGGUUACAAUACAAAUCUUUUUGUAACGUGUAUUUCUGCUGGACAUUGUCCUGGCUCUGUAAUGUUUCUUUUUGAAAAAAUGGAUAAAUUAAUAUUAUAUACUGGAGAUUUUAGAAUUAAUCCAAGAGAUUACAAGAAAAUAGUAUCACUGCAUUAUUGCAAUGAUUUCAAUACAUUUCCAAAAAAGUUUGCUAAAAUGUACUUAGAUACAACAUUUUUAGAUUAUAAUUUCAUUGUUUUCCCAACAAGAAAAGAAAGUAUUAAUAAAAUGGGUCAUGUUGUGAAAGAGUGGCUAGAGGAAAGCCCAAGGAAUGUUGUGGUUCUGGAAUGUUCCGCUUUAUAUGGCUCUGAGUUUUUAUACAUGGAGUUGUCAAAAGCUUUAAAUUUAUCUAUUCACGUUAAGAAUACCGUAUACGAGAGCUAUUGUCGUAUCCCAGACUUGGCACGUCACAUUACAAAUAAUCCACUAGCUACGCGUAUACAUGCAUGUAUGAAGAAAUUGGACCGUUCAGGUCUGGAAUGCCGUGCCGAUAUCCUUGAUAAGAAUAUACUAACUAUUGUACCAUCCGUACAAAAAUGGAGGGGAAGAGAUACGAGUGUCGUUGGAGAGUGGGAUCGUGACAGGGAGAGGACGUUCAAUGUAUGCUAUUCCACGCAUGCCUCUUUCGACGAACUUAAGAAAUUUAUACAAUAUUUUAAGCCAGAGGAAAUAUAUCCUUGCGUGUGUCCAGAAAAUUUAGAACGUACAAUAUCUCAUUUGCUAAGUCAAAUUAGAAGUACAUAUUAAUAAAGCUAAAAAAGAAAGGAACGAUGCAGUUGAAAAUUGUGAAAAAUAUAUGUUAAGUUCUUAAGUGCAAAAUUAUAAAUAAACCACUGAAAUAUUUCAUAAGUAUUCCAACAUAAAAUAUAUAUAACAUAAUAAUAAUGAGUUUAACUUUAAAAGUACUUUUGUACUUGAUUUUUUGAAUAGUUUUAAUUCUCUCUUAACAAUUGUAUCAAUCUUAUAAUUAUAUACUAUUAACAGAUACAUUAUUGUUAUAUUAUUCUUCAGAUAAGAGUUUGUAUUUUUAUAUAAUAAAAUGUAAUGAAAUGUUUUAUUUA